This is a messenger RNA of Aspergillus glaucus CBS 516.65, 1461 nucleotides long. RefSeq lists its product as uncharacterized. NCBI's taxonomy places the organism in Eukaryota, Fungi, Ascomycota, Eurotiomycetes, Eurotiales, Aspergillaceae. The transcript is spliced from 4 exons. The coding region runs from base 111 to 1217 and encodes 368 amino acids. The record is from RefSeq and is a predicted model, not a curated record.
UCUUCCCCCUUUGCUGUUCCUCGCUUCCCAUUAUCCAUCAUCCAUCUCUCAACAUUGUCAUCAUCAAUUUCUCCCUUGCACUGGUCUCUCUCAAAUUUUCUAAUAUCACUAUGGCGUCCAUGCCACUGGUCUUUACCCCCGACGAGCGAGUCAUCACUACAGAAAAGUGGCAUUCCGAGUUGUGCCAGAAUGCCUCUGUGUACAAGGGUUGCUUCGUCCGACGAAUUACAAUUGUCAAGGAUCUGAAAUCCCGAGUGGUCCACGAAUAUCUUCAAGUAAUCAUUGAAGACACCGGUUCCAAUUCUCACGACCGUACUCGUGUGUUAGCGGAGCGUCUAGAAAAGCAAGACCAGGUAAUUAUCGGUCGGUGGUCCUAUGGUGCGAACCCGCCAAUCAAAUCUUCGAUCAUCUCUACCUUGGAAACCUACCUGUUUGGGGGCUCCUCUUCCUCUUCCUCCUCAUCGUCGUCGUCGUCUUCGUCCGAUGAAAGACUACCUCUCCCGCUGUGGUCAUUAACCUUUGACGGCGACAAUCUGGAUGUCAUUCACUUAGCCGCCAUAUUGUUGAAUACCACGAAAACGCUAAAGAGCUACAAUUUUGUCACCAGGAACUGUUACGUCUUUGCCAAAAUAGUGUAUGAUAGCGCACAGUCCCGGUACAAGGGCCUGUCGAAAAGCUGGCGAUUUGGCCACUUCCGGGGAACUCUGGCCGUUUGGCUGAAAGUGACUGGCAAUGCAGAUGCGCAUGGUUUCGAGUCCCAAAAUAAGACAGAUUUCCAAUACGUCCCGAGCGACGCAUUCGAAGAAACGCUGGACACCUUCUACACUGCCGCCGUUGAACUUUUUCGUCAAGAUGGUAUCGAAAUGACCGAUGAGGACAGCAAGAAAUUGAUCAGCCAAUGCAAGUUGAAAGAUCUUAGAGACUCUACGACCGAGAAUGCCCUGAAGAGCACGGAUGCUAACAAGUUGGAUGAAUUGUACCAAGAUUCAGUUGACAAGGUCCUUACCGAGCCUCGCAAGGAUCAUUAUCUGGCGGUAUAUCAGCGUUACGCCGAGAAGGCUCCAGUAAGUACACCUAGCGAAGCUCCCGUCCAAAACCUCCCUGGUGUUGAACUCCACAGGGUUUCGGACGAGCUCUCGCAGCAAAAUGAUGAGGCAAUGAAGAUUCUUGUGGGAAAUGUUUUGGAAAGACUUGAGGAAGGUAGCCCCGCAGAGUGAGUAAUGUCACAGGCUGCGCCUGUCGCAUAAACGAUAUGUUUAGUCAGGACGGAGAGGUUAUCGAAGGAACUAUUUACCCGCACUGCGCGCGCAUGUAUAUAGAGCCGCCCGAUCGGGCAUUUGUUCCUCUUUCCCCAACGAAAUCUUUUGUGCCAAAACUAGUCAUUAGUGUCUCUGGGCCUGGCCCCUAACAUUAGAUUUCGUUCCUUUCCUUCUCUACUAGCCGUUCGAUCGCGCAGUGGCU